AUGGCGAGGAUUAAGGUUCAUGAGCUUAGAGAGAGAUCGAGGAUCGAUCUUCAGAACCAUUUGAAGGAAAACAAGGCUGAGCUCGCUCUCCUCCGUGUCGCUAAAGUCACCGGAGGUGCACCCAACAAGCUCUCCAAAAUCAAGGUUGUGAGGAAAUCGAUUGCUCAGGUGUUGACAGUGAUCUCACAGAAACAGAAGUUUGCUCUAAGGGAAGCAUACAAGAACAAGAAGUUCUUGCCUCUUGAUCUCCGUCCCAAGAAGACACGAGCUAUCCGUAGACGUCUUACUAAGCAUCAGGCUUCGUUGAAGACAGAGCGUGAGAAGAAGAAGGAGAUGUAUUUCCCAGUGAGGAAGUAUGCUAUCAAAGUGUAG
Arabis nemorensis is the source of this 372-nucleotide messenger RNA. The record is from the annotation of a GenBank genome assembly. Lineage: Eukaryota; Viridiplantae; Streptophyta; Magnoliopsida; Brassicales; Brassicaceae.